Oikopleura dioica is the source of this 1266-nucleotide messenger RNA. Lineage: Eukaryota; Metazoa; Chordata; Appendicularia; Copelata; Oikopleuridae. The record is from the annotation of a GenBank genome assembly.
AUGAGAAUCAAGCUUCCAGACGAUUGCCAGACAACUUGUCUGAGACAAGGUUUCAUGCUUGACGCAAAAAUUGUCUGGGAUAACUUCCUUUUUUAUCCGAAACUUAUCCGUAAUGGAAAGGGAGUUGACAAAGGCUACAGAGCCUUCAUCAAAUUAAUCGAAUCCGACUACACGCCAAAGUACAAAGUCCAGUCUGCCCAACCAGCUCCGAAAAUCAACCUCAAACAAGCUGCAGAUCCAGUAGUUUUGUCACUAGAAGAACUUGAACGAGGGAAGAAGAAAAAGAACAAAAACAGGAACAAAAAUAAGCUUCCAAAGCCCAAGAAAAUAAAAACGACGACUGCUCCUCCAACGACGACAACAUUUUUCGAUGAAUUUUCUUCCGUGGCGCAGAAUUACGACGACUACUACUUCUACCCUCAAGACUGGAAGAUCAAAGAAACGACGACUACAGAACGAUACGUCCCUGAGACAACUCCAUGGCCGACAACGCCAGCUCUGGUCUACACAACAGAAGAGACAGCGCAACAAGUGAAGCCUCAAAAGUUCAGUUUUCCAGCUGGGCUUCAAAUUCCAGCGCACCUUUCGAACCUCAAAGCUGGUCUUUUCGCCGCACCAAAGCCCAAUUUUGGUGACUUGGGUGAUGCGUCCGACGAGUACGAGUACUACUACGAAUACUACUACGACGAAAAUGACUCUUACUACGACGAUCUUGGAAUGAGAAAACCAACGAAGAAAAAGCGAAGAAAGCGACGAAAAAAGAACCAAAAGAAGAAGAAAAACCAGAAAAACUACGGCAACUACCAGAACUCCUACAGUGCGCCAGCGUUCGAAUGCUGGGAGUGUUUGUCCGCCAACUCCUUUGAUGACUGUCGAAAUCGAGGGAGAAUGGUUCAGUGCGAUGGAGGCUCGAUCGGGUGCGACAUUACUGUCAGAAGCCGAAGAAUGAAUAGAUACAGAGAUUGGUACAUCGAAAAAGUGCAGAUGGGAUGCAAGCAGAUGCAGAGCUGUCAGACAGAGCACAAGUUCAAUUUUGGCUACCAUCCUCAGUGCUUCCCUGAAGAUUCAACAUGGCCUGCUCUGCUGCAAUGGAAUCAUUCUACUUGCAGGCAAUGCUGUGGAACUUCGAAAUGCAACUUCGACUGGUUCCAAAACGAGCCAGACACGACUCAAGAGUGGAACUCGACAGAUGCUCAUACUGUUGCCUCCUACUCCAACUACCCCGCUAACAAUGGCGCGUACAACGGGGGCUACUACAAUGGCUAG